GAAGAAGAAGAAUGUGAAGAAGAAGAAGAAGAAGAAGAAGAAGAAUGUGAAGAAGAAGAAGAAGAAGAAGAAGAAGAAGAAGAAGAAGAAGAAUGUGAAGAAGAAGAAGAAGAAGAAGAAGAAGAAGAAUGUGAAGAAGUAGAAGAGGAGGAGGAAGAAUGUGAUGAAGAAGAAGAGGAAGAAGAAUAUGAAGAAGAAGAAGAGGAAGAGAAAUAUGAAGAAGAAGAAGAAGAAGAAGAAGAAUAUGAAGAAGAAGAAGAAGAAGAAGAAGAAGAAGAAGAAGAAGAAGAAGAAGAAGAAGAAGAAGAAGAAGAAGAAGAAGAAGAAGAAGAAGAAGAAGAAGAAGAAGAAGAAGAAGAAGAAGAAGAAGAAUGUGAAGAAGAAGAAGAAGAAGAAGAAUGUGAAGAAGUAGAAGAAGAGGAGGAAGAAUGUGAUGAAGAAGAGGAAGAAGAAUAUGAAGAAGAAGAAGAGGAAAAGAAAUAUGAAGAAGAAGAAGAAGAAGAAGAAGAAGAAUAUGAAGAAGAAGAAGAAGAAGAAGAAGAAGAAUAUGAAGAAGAAGAAGAAGAAGAAGAAGAAGAAGAAGAAGAAUAUGAAGAAGAAGAAGAAGAAGAAGAAGAAGAAGAAGAAGAAGAAGAAGAAGAAUAUGAAGAAGAAGAAGAAGAAGAAGAA
Scylla paramamosain (green mud crab) is the source of this 669-nucleotide messenger RNA. RefSeq names its product cilia- and flagella-associated protein 251-like. The transcript has a single exon. The record is from RefSeq and is a predicted model, not a curated record. NCBI's taxonomy places the organism in Eukaryota, Metazoa, Arthropoda, Malacostraca, Decapoda, Portunidae. The annotation marks the transcript as partial.